This is a messenger RNA of Phlebotomus argentipes, 1530 nucleotides long. RefSeq names its product L-dopachrome tautomerase yellow-f2. NCBI's taxonomy places the organism in Eukaryota, Metazoa, Arthropoda, Insecta, Diptera, Psychodidae. Bases 66 to 1355 code for a protein of 429 amino acids. Gene Ontology annotation, cellular component: extracellular region. The record is from RefSeq and is a predicted model, not a curated record. The transcript is spliced from 4 exons.
UGACCAGAACAGCCGUGCGCGCAGCUCCAAAGUGUUGUUGAUCAGAGAGUCCGGAUCGUGAAGUCAUGCAGUUGUGCUGGAAGUUGUGUGCAAUCCUGGGCCUCCUGGCCACCCUGGCCAGCGCCAGGCUGGAGGAGGUGUUCCGGUGGAAGGAGAUGGAGUACGAGUGGCCGAACGGAGUGGUGCCGAAGGACUACAAUGGUCGGCACAAUCUGCCGCUUGGCCUGGACGUGUGGCGAAACAAGCUCUUCAUCACGGUGCCGCGCUGGAGAGAUGGCGUGGCUUCCUCGCUCAACUACAUCGACCUGAACAGUGGCGUGAGUUCCGGGAAAUUGCGUCCGUAUCCAAAUUGGGAGGCGAACACACUACCUGUUGAUCAUGAACCUUCAGCAACCACCGAAGGGCCGCCGCGCGAUCGACUGGCGGCCGCAUCGCUGCCCAAGGACGUGGAAUCUUAUCCAGUGAGGAAUGAUUCCAUCAUCUCCACGUUCAGGAUUCGCGUGGACGAGUGCGACAGAUUGUGGGUGGUUGACACGGGAUUGGCAGACAUUCUGGGCUCUCCCAAACAAUUCUCCCCACCGGCGAUUGUCAUCUUCGACCUGAACACCGACGAGUUGAUCAGGAGGUUCGAAAUUCCCAGCGCCAGCAUCGACGAUGACUCCUUCUUCGCCAACGUGAUUGUGGACGCGGACAAGACGGACUGCGGCAACAGCUUCGCCUAUCUUCCCGAUCUCGGCGCCUAUGCCGUGAUAGUUUACUCCUUCAAUGAGAACAGAUCGUGGCGCGUGAAGCACAAUUACUUCCACUUCGAUCCUCUACAGGGCGACUACAACGUGGCCGGCGUGAACUUCCAGUGGACUGACGGGGUGUUCGGGAUGGCUGUGGGCAAGCCGCUGCCAGACGGAAGUCGCACGGUGUAUUUCCACGCGCUGUCCAGCACCAAGGAGUUCGCCGUGUCCAACAGAGUGCUCCAGAACGAGUCUUACGCCACCGGAGACAGUCACUACCAUGACUUUAAACUCCUGGGCGAUCGCGGGCAGAACAGCCAGUCCACGGCGGAGUUCUACGACCCAGACACCGAAGUCAUCUUCUACACACAAGUCAACAGAGACGCUAUUGGAUGUUGGAACACCAACAGAGCGUUCAAUCCGGACAAUCAAGGCCUCGUGGACUCGGACUCUGAGGCUCUGGUCUUCCCCAAUGACCUGAAAGUGGAUCCCAGUGGCACUCUUUGGGUGCUCUCUGACCGCAUGCCCGCCUUCAUCUACAAGCAACUCGAUCCGCAGCAGCACAACUUCAGGAUCCUCAGGGGAAAUACCAAGCAGCUGAUCCAGGGAACUCCUUGCGAUCCCUGAAGUGUUGGGCAAACAAGUUAAGUACAUUUUACUGUCCUGGACAGUUUAUGGGUAGAAAAUCAUUGUUUCUCUAAAAGGAAUUUACUUUAUCACACCUUGAUAAUGUCUAGGGAAGUCUUAAGACAAAAACUCUACAUGAAUUUUAAAUACAAUAAAUCAAAAAGAGAGAGAAAAA